This is a messenger RNA of Exophiala viscosa, 3449 nucleotides long. Its product is annotated as armadillo-type protein. Gene Ontology annotation, molecular function: small GTPase binding. Lineage: Eukaryota; Fungi; Ascomycota; Eurotiomycetes; Chaetothyriales; Herpotrichiellaceae. The record is from RefSeq and is a predicted model, not a curated record. Bases 124 to 3267 code for a protein of 1047 amino acids. Gene Ontology annotation, biological process: protein import into nucleus. Gene Ontology annotation, cellular component: cytosol; nuclear envelope. The transcript has a single exon.
CAAAACCCUUUAAAGGUUCAGUACUUGACAUCUUUCUUUGCUAAUCGGAUCAUUUCGUCUUGUUCCCAGUGUCUUCCCUGACAAGAACACUAGGCCAUGUAACGCCCACUUGAUAUCAACGUGAUGCCCUCCUUCAGUAUUGAGGCCGAGGGCGAAACCAAUCCUCUCACGCGGCAACUGGUCGUUUCCACUCUUACCAAUGCUUCACAACCCGCUGCUCAUACGCUGAAAGUUGCCACGCAACAAAUCGCCAACUGGGAGAAAACACCUGGAUACUAUGCUCUGCUUCAAGACAUCUAUGCCGAUCUUUCUCUCGGCCAGGACGUGAGAUUUCACGCCAUCAUUCAGCUGAAGAAUGGCAUAGACAAAUAUUGGCGCAAAACCUCUACCCACGCCAUCGGCAAGGACGAAAAGCAACAGAUCAGAACGAAAUCAAUCGAAGCUGGUGUCAGAGAGCCCGUCUCUGCCCUCGCUCUUCAAAAUGCGCUCAUGUUGGCAAAAAUUGUUAGGUACGAAUUUCCACAUGACUGGCCCGAUGUCAUUCAUACCAUCAUUCAGCACCUUCAAGCCGCAAGUCAAGAUCCUAACGCCGGCCUUUACACAUCCAAUAUCCUGACGAUAACGUUACAAAUCAUAAAAGAACUGGCCUCCGGACGGCUGCAACGAACAAAGAAGAGCCUGCAACAAGUGUCGCCUGAACUGUUGAGAGUUCUUGGUAGUCUCUACGUGGACCUGGUCUCAAGGUGGCAGCCUCUAUCAGUAACAUCCGACCUGGCAAGUACACGAAAUAGCUAUUCGGCCUUGAAGACACUGAGACGUCUCCUCGUUGUAGGCUUUGAGAGUCCUCAUCGUGAGGACGAUGUCAUACAAUUCUGGGCACUACUGCAGUCACAUCAGGACAGCUUUUGGUCAGCAUGUACCCAGGAUGGCUCCGCAGACGCCAAAACCAUGCUGAUGAAACAUCUGCUGCAACUUUCCAAGCUAUACUUGGAUAUGGCUCGCAACCACCCCGCCUCGUUCGUCCUGCUUGGCUGCACAGACAUACUAAACCGAUCUUGGAGUAUCGUCAGUCAAACAGACGCCAAAAUACUGCAGAACAACUUUGACUGGGGCGUCUACCGCGAUGGAGACAUCGAUAAUGAAUCUUCUGGCGAGGCACCUAUCGAAAAGCUAUCGCUAAAGGCAUUGUUGUUGUUUCGGGCGUGCCUCAAAAUGGUAUUCAAUCCUGUGCACACUUUCCGAUAUCAGACGCCCCAGGACAAAGAGGAUCGAAAAAAUGCUGUGGAGUUCGUUAAGGACAGCGUGCUCCAGGACGCAUUCGUCAUGCAGCUCAUGGAGAUCCUGGUAACACAGUACUUCGUCCUCCGUCCUUCGGACCUGAGGGAGUGGGAGCAGGAACCCGAUGAAUGGGAGAGGAGGGAAGAGGAGAUUGCCGAUGCGUGGGAAUUCUCCAUACGGUCCUGUUCGGAAAAGCUGUUCCUGGAUUUGGUCAUCAACUUCAAAGAGCUCCUCGUUCCCCGACUACUUGACGUAUUUCACCAAUAUGCUGUCACGUCCAAUACCAAUGUCCUUCUGAAGGACUCUCUCUAUUCGGCUGUCGGUAUUGCCGCUGCCUGUCUGGAAGACGUUCUGGACUUCAACACCUUCCUCCGCACGACCCUGGUACCGGAGGUGCAAAUGCUACAACCAAACUACAAUCUUCUCCGACGCCGAACAGCAAUACUCCUGGGUCAGUGGGUACCCAUCAAGCCUGAGGCGAUAGACCGGGUGGCCGUCUACCAAAUAUUCACGCAUUUGCUUGCCAGCGGCGAAGAGCUGAACGACCACGUCGUACGUGUCACAGCUGGUCGACAACUUCGCCUUGUACUUGAGCCAUUCGAAUUCAACUUCGCUGAGUUUCAGCCAUACGCAUCUCACCUUCUGAAGAGUUUGAUGUCCCUGAUAUCGGAAACCGAACUAUCAGAAACCAAGAUGGCACUCCUGGAGACCGUCAGGGUAGCCGUCACGAAGCUAGAAGGUCACAUCGAGCCGUACGCCCCUGACAUCAUGUCUAUGCUACAGCCUCUUUGGAUUGACUCCGGUGAGGAGCAUCUCAUGAAACAAGCCAUUCUGACCAUGGUGACCGCCAUCGUCACCAGCCUUGGGCAGAAGAGCCUGUCUUACCAUGUCGCUAUUCUACCUAUCAUCCGCGAUUCAGUUCAGCCAGACUCCGAAGCGAUUGUCUACUUGCUUGAGGAAGCUCUCGACUUGUGGACCGCCAUAAUACAGCAGACGCCAUCCGAUCAAGCAUCGCCCGAGUUGCUCACUCUGUCUCACUCUCUGUUACCGUUACUCGAUAUAGGGAGUGAACUACUUAGGCAGAUAUUCGAGAUUGUCGAAUCAUACAUCAUGCUAUCACCAACCACCAUCUUGGAACCGAAAUUCCUCACACCGCUAUUGGGGUCGAUGAAAGAAUUGUUGUCCAUGCUCUCGUCAAGUCGUACCCGUGAUGCAUCUCUGGCGCCCCACGUACUGGAGAACCUUGUUGCCACCAUUGCCGUUGGAGGCCACCUCGACCCUCAACAGGGUUUCACACACCUGUUGGGAUCGAUGGUCAACACAGGUUAUUUGGCGUCGUUGUUGGCCCUGUUGAAGCAGGCGUACGACUAUCACCAGGAUCCGCGGGUCAAUCGUCGACCACCAGAUCUCAUCGGUCCGGGCGAGACAACACUAUUCACACUCCUUGCGCGCAUUGCGCUGCUAUCUCCGGACCAGUUCGUCCAAGCUGUUAUCGCGACGAAUGUGAACUCUGCGCCCACACCGUCACCCAUGCACUGGCUGGUGACCGAGUGGCUACAGUCCAUAGAUGGCAUUGGUGACGUCCUGCGAAAGAAACUGCAGGUCCUAGCAUUGACGAGCCUGUUGACUACAACGACGUCUCCCUGUCCAGACCUCAUGCUGGACAAUUUGCAGUCCCUGUUGACCACCUGGACGGACGUUGUGCUCGAGUUGGGACAGGACGCUUCGGAUGAGAGCAAGGGCGAUUACCUCUGGCAUAACACGCCAGGAAAUAUGCCUGAAUGGCCAGAUGCUACGCCGGAAGAUGGUCGGAAGAGAGUGGUCAGUAACGGGGACCCGAUCUAUACCGUGAAUAUCCGCGAGUUUAUUGCUAGUACGUUACGGUUGACGAUGGAGAGCGCGGGUGGCCCGGCGGCAUUCGAGCAUGAGUGGCUAACUAGAGUUGACUCGGUUGUGCUCAAGGCUUUUGUGGAUUUGAAGCUGCUGUGAGAGAUAAGAUUGUGGACGGAACGUCUUGGUUGCUGCUGGGAGGUUCCUGGCUUCUAUCGGUUUCACUGGCAGAUCAUCAGGCUUGCAUACCGGGGUUUAAGACACCUGUAAGCGACUCUAGCAUGGCAUGGCAUAGCGUAGCGGGUUCAUGUUUGUGAGCGUCAAGAAAAUUUCAUUCAGGC